UACUCGCGGGGUGAGAAGAUGAGUCGACCCAGCGGUGGCCUCGGUGAAAAACGGGUCAAGCUAAAUGGAGGAGACCCGGGAGGUCAUCACUGUGAACCGGUCAAUACUCACUCUGCAGCAGCAGCGGCGGCGGCGGCGGCGGGUCCGGAACAUGGUCCCGACUCAAAACUACUGUCCGCCCUCAAGAGAGACUCUCAGGCCAGGAGAGUGGACCUGACAGGGAGAGAGUAUUACAGCGAGGAGGGGAAGACCUUUCAACUGCGUCUCGUUGGGAAAAUAAAACAACAGUUAAGCGCUGAUCCCACCCUUUGUCCAGAGUAUCCACCUUCUCUUGGGCUAACAGAAUUCACCAGGCGAGCCAAUGAGGCCAUUUUGGGGAAGAGCUCCCGGGCUAUAAUGGAGAGCCGGGUGUUGGGUGUCCAGACCCCCGGUUUUACUGCUGCUGUGCGCCUCGGGGCUGAACUCCUGAGGCACUGCUUCGGUGCUGCUUGGUGCGGUCCGGUCUACCUCUCCUCCCCUUGCGAUGACUCAUUGGCUGGCAUCUUCCAGGCAGCGGGGAUCCAAGAUAUCCGUCAGUAUUAUUACUGGGAUGAUAAGCUGCGGUGCAUUUGUUUGGAGAAGCUUCUGCAGGAUCUGGAGGGGGCUCCUGAGCAAAGUGUUGUUGUUCUGUCAGCGUCUGCCCAUUACCCAACCGGAGCAGAUCUCUCUCAGGAUCAGUGGACUGUGAUUACACAACUAAUCAUGAGGCGGAGGCUCUUCCCUUUCCUCUUGCUGCCUGCUCAGGGGCUCUGCUAUGGAGAUUUUAAGCGGGAUGCCUGGCCUGUACAGCUCUGUGCAUCCCAAGGCAUGGAGCUCCUUUGUGCUCAGUCCUUCUCCCACUGCUUUGGCCUUUACGGUGAGGCUGUGGGUCACCUCCUGUGCGUGUUGAAGCAGAGCUCCCUCCUGUUAUCUCUGCAGUCUCAAGCUGUCAAAUUAGUCAGGUCACUGUGGGCCCGGCCGUCUGUGGGAGGAGCAGAUGUCGUCACCACUGUGCUCAGUAACCCAGCCCAUCUUGCUGAAUGGCAGGGAGAAGUUAAGCGCAUGGUUGAGAGAAGUAAGCUGAUCAGAGACAUUUUGAGAGAGAAGCUGAGGCUUCUGGGAACUCCAGGCUGCUGGGACCACCUGACCCAACAAGGUGGACUCUACUGUUGUACAGGCUUGAAUGAUCAGCAGGUGGAAUUUCUGACAAAGAGGAGACAUGUGAACCUCCUUCCCAGUGGCUGUCUGAAUGUGAGCGCAAUCAACGGCAGUAACCUGAAGUAUAUAUCUGAGUCCAUCCAUCUGGCCAUGACCACUUCACCAUGAUCACAUGGCUUUUGAAAUCAAGAUCUGAAAUCUGUGUCACAGGGGCUUUCAGGCUUCAGUCAAAUAAUGAAAUACUCUGUUUCCUGUAAUUAUUAUUACAGCUGUGGCAAUCACAAAGUAAAUGUUGUUACGAUAGUUGUAGUUAACAAAGGAGAAUGAUUGCAUAUUGAACCUGCGCUGACUUUUGAUGAUAGAAGUCCAGUCAUUAGUAACUGUAAAAUAGACCUGACCCUUCAACAAAAUGUGCUGUGAUUGUUUUUGGCAAAUGUUCCUCCUCUGCUUUUGACGUUUCAUUUUCAUAUGGUAAAAUCUCUACAGCUACAGCCAUCAGCUAGUUAUCUUAGCAGAUUGGCAAAGGUGACAAAAUGCAACAGCCACCACUUGUAUAAUUCAAUGAACAUGCUUCUUCUGGUUGCUUUAAUACCAAAAAAAUCCUGUAAUUGUCAAUUUGCAAUCUCUGUUUCAGUUUACGCAAGUUAGGCAGCGUCUAUACCCGUGUUUAACCCUGGUUGAGAGGCGGUCCAGACCAUAGACUGUAUAUAAAGAUAGACACCAUGACAGCUCCUCAAAAGUGAAGCCAAAUCAUCUGAAUUGCCCCCUGGUGGCUGGAUGCAGUAUUGGUCAUAAACUCCACCUCCUGCACGUUAACAUAUAUACAUGGACCAAACUAAAAAUCAAAUUUUACUCAAACAUGGUUUCUUUCAUUUUAGGAAUAGCUCUAAUGUUUGUUCAAGUGCAAAUAUUUCUGAUAAGUUUUAAGGUAAAACGUCUGGACACAGACUUGUGAUUGGUCGAGCGCAUGUACAAGCAGGACCUCGAUACUGCAGCUCCAUGACUCUGGCUGCAAAUGACCUCAAAAUCUGUAUCAGCGAUAUUUUGGAUACAUUUUUGUACAAUGGGAGGAAGUGAAGAUGCGUCAUCCAUCUUUAUAUACAGUUUAUGGUUCAGACCCAUUGACCUGUGCAGACAGAAAGGCCACAUUUUCAAACCCCUAAACCAGGACCCCUGUAUGUGAGCACAUGUAUCCAUCAUAGGUAUUUUCAUCUGGAUGGGAGACAAUUAUUUGAGUACUCAGCACAGCUAUAUGCACCUCUCAACACCAUGGACACUAGGACUCCAGCCAUUCCCCACUGUGUUCAGUCUUACAGAUUACAUUAAUGCUAAGCUAAGAGGCCCCUGGCUGUAGCAUACUGUAUUUAACAAAGAGUGGUAUCAAACGUAUCAUCAAACUCUCAGCAACACAGUCUAUUCCUAUAAAAAUGUUCCUUUGUGUAUAUAUUGGGCUUGUUAAUGUGAUUAAUGCUAUUUAUGUGUCAUUUUAAAGUCAUUCCAUGUUAAACUGACUUGUGAAACGUCUCUAAAUUUGUGAAUUUAGAGACGUUAUAAUAUUUUCUGUGGCUAUAUACUCUGGAUAUUGUUAGAAACAACAGGCUCUGCAGAAACCAGCACUAUCUAAUAUAAUGUGAAUCAAGAGCUUAUCAGAGGCCUGAGGGUAACCUUUAGAGGGAUAAGCCUCAGACAAGCAGCCGUAUAUUGGUUGCUGCGUUCAAAGCAAAAAGGAUGCUGCAUGCAUUCCUUUCAAGGUUACAGUGAACAGCAGGCAGAGAAAUCUCAAACGUAUUGAAAACAUGUGCACUUAAUAGUUCAGCUGGAUAAACAACAUUGACUAAAACACUGUCACUGCUUCUCUCAAGUGAGUCUGAUGCACUCUGGUGCAAACAUUUGAGAUUUUUCUAUCCAUAAGCUCAAGGCAUUUCUUAUCAGGUUGGAUUCUUUUUAGAUACCACAGCUCAAUAAUGCGACCAAAGUAUUUUUAGCCACACAUUAAGAAUUUCUCUUCAUCCAUCAGACUCAUGUGUAAGUGCACGACUGCACCAUUGACAUAAGAAAUCAAACCAUAUAUAUAUAAGAUAUAUUUUCUU
Molecule: messenger RNA, 3266 nt
Organism: Hippoglossus stenolepis (Pacific halibut)
Lineage: Eukaryota; Metazoa; Chordata; Actinopteri; Pleuronectiformes; Pleuronectidae
Gene: got1l1
Product: glutamic-oxaloacetic transaminase 1 like 1
Exons: 8
Coding region: 19-1344 (441 amino acids)
Biological process (GO): L-aspartate biosynthetic process
Cellular component (GO): cytosol
Molecular function (GO): pyridoxal phosphate binding; L-aspartate:2-oxoglutarate transaminase activity
Source: RefSeq, a predicted model, not a curated record